UCCCCCUUCCUCCUCCUCUCUCGGUCGAGAGAGAGAGAGAGGGAGAGAGAGAGAGAUUAUUGGCUGGCUCCUGCUGCUGCUGCUGCGCGCGCUCGUGUCAAAGGCAGACAGAGAGGCAGCUGAUCGGCACAGCUGGCGUAGUCUCCCCGGCCCGCCGCCGCCAUGGCCGACCCAUACGGCGACGGCAAGGGCCUCAAGCAGCAGCUACCGCAGCAGCGGCAGAAGCUCAAGCCCGCCCUCGAGGUCGAGGACUUCAUCAACCUCCUCCACGGCUCCGAUCCCGUCCGUGUCGAGCUCACCCGCCUCGAGAACGAGCUCCAGUAUAAGGAGAAGGAGCUUGGGGAGGCGCAGGCAGAGAUCAAGGCUCUGCGUUUGUCCGAGCGAGCGCGCGAGAAGGCCGUCGAGGAUCUUACGGAAGAAUUGUCAAAGGUGGAUGCGAAGCUGAAGCUUACAGAAUCUCUCCUUGAAAGCAAGAAUCUUGAGGCAAAGAAGAUCAACGAUGAAAAGAAAGCGGCACUUGCAGCCCAAUUUGCAGCAGAGGCAACACUUCGAAGGGUUCAUGCAGCACAGAAGGAUGAUGACAUGCCCCCUAUUGAGGCCAUUCUUGCGCCAUUGGAAGCUGAACUGAAAAUAGCUCGUCAGGAGAUCGCAAAACUACAGGAUGACAACAGGGCAUUGGAUCGUCUUACGAAGUCCAAAGAAGCAGCUCUGCUCGAAGCAGAAAGGACAGUUCAGAUAGCAUUAGCAAAAGCUUCUUUGGUCGAUGAUUUGCAAAACAAAAACCAAGAAUUGAUGAAACAGAUUGAGAUCUGUCAGGAAGAGAACAAAAUCUUGGAUAGAAUGCACCGCCAAAAAGUAGCUGAGGUUGAGAAGCUCACUCAGACUGUCAGAGAGCUAGAAGAAGCUGUUCUUGCUGGAGGUGCAGCUGCAAAUGCUGUGAGAGACUAUCAGCGUAAAGUUCAGGAGAUGAAUGAAGAAAGGAAAACUCUUGAUCGUGAGCUAGCUCGUGCGAAAGUUUCGGCGAAUAGAGUUGCAGUAGUGGUGGCAAAUGAAUGGAAAGAUGGCAAUGAUAAAGUAAUGCCUGUUAAACAAUGGUUAGAAGAACGAAGGAUUUUACAAGGAGAAAUGCAGCAACUCCGGGAUAAACUUUCUAUAGCUGAAAGGGCUGCACGAUCAGAAGCUCAAUUGAAAGACAAAUUCCAGCUACGGCUUAAAGUACUGGAGGAAGGUCUGAGAAUGUCUACAACUCGAACCAAUGUUAACACAGCACGCCGCCAGUCUAUUGGUGGUGCUGAUAGUUUAUCCAAGACCAAUGGGUUCCUAGCAAAACGCCCGUCGUUCCAGAUGAGAUCCUCAGUAUCUACCACCACAACUACUCUAGUCAACCACGCAAAAGGGGCAUCUAAGUCUUUUGAUGGAGGUUGUAGAUCACUUGACCGUUAUAAGGGACAUAUAAACGGGUCUGGUAUGAAUGUAUCUACAGAUUCCAGUGAAGAUAAGGAAUCAAACAACUCAGACGAGAAGGCUAAUGAAUUCACAUCAGUUGAGUCAGAGGAUACAGUAUCAGGUUUGCUGUAUGAUACGCUGCAAAAGGAGGUAGUUGCUCUAAGGAAGGCUUGCCAUGAAAAGGAUCAAAGCCUGAAAGACAAGGACGACGCAGUAGAGAUGCUAGCAAAGAAAGUAGAUACAUUGACAAAGGCAAUGGAAUCAGAGGCUAAAAAAAGGAGGCUGGAGGUAGGUGCCAUGGAAAAAGAGAUGGCGGCUUUGCGCAUGGAGAAAGAGCAGGAUAGCAAAGCAAAAAGGUUUGGUAGUUCAAGUGGCUCUGCCAACAGCUCACAGCUGCCACCUGGCAGGACUUUGCCUCGGAGUGGAUCAGCACGCAAUAUGUGAUGCAAGCAAGAAAACACGCGGAAGGGAACCCUUAAUUUAGGAAGCACAACACAAUUCGAAGAGCAUGCAGGGCUUGGGCUUGUCUUGUCUUGGAUUAGUAGUGAUCGAUGAGAUGACGAGCUGCUGAUCGAAGAUCGAGAGGAGGGCAGAGCGGUGAUCGAUAAGCCUACAUCUCGUGGGAACCGACGACUCUGUCUGUCUAACCUGGCAAAUUAAGCUAGAGUGUUGGUUUUCUUUUCUUUUCUUUCUUUUCGUCACAUUUAUUUUCGACGGUAUCUUGAAUUUAUGAGAUUUGGUGGUGUUCAAUUUUUUUUCAUCUCAUCGUAUCGUUGGCUGGUGCUGUAUAGGUUUGGUGAGCCCGAUUUAUAAUUGGCUUGUAAUGUACUGAAGAGAGUGAAGAGUUGGUC
Messenger RNA from Oryza brachyantha (malo sina), 2297 nucleotides. RefSeq names its product microtubule-associated protein 70-1. The record is from RefSeq and is a predicted model, not a curated record. The coding region runs from base 163 to 1890 and encodes 575 amino acids. Gene Ontology annotation, molecular function: microtubule binding. Gene Ontology annotation, biological process: cytoskeleton organization. The transcript is spliced from 11 exons. NCBI's taxonomy places the organism in Eukaryota, Viridiplantae, Streptophyta, Magnoliopsida, Poales, Poaceae.